CUUCAGCAUAAUUAUAUUUUGAUUCCAUUCUUGGCAAGCAAAAAGGUUUAAAAAGUAACUUGAUAAAUUCCAGCAUUCAAAGUUCAGCCCCUGACCUUACAAUUUCCUUUUGAGGGAUCAUUGUGUUCAAUAGAUCAGCUACCCAUUUGGUAUUCUGAAGUUAAUGUUCAACCGUUUCUCUUGAAAUUGCCACUUUGCUUUCUAGAUGAUGAGCAGGAAGGAUAGCAGACAUCAGCUGCAAAGGGCUCUUCAUAAAUCUUAGGAACACAGUGUAUUUCAAAAGGAUGCUUUGGAGAAGAGGUGUUCCAGUUGGAUGCAGCCAGCUUUUUCACUGCUGAAAUCAGAUCAUGGAAGGACCAGAGCAGCCUGUGCUGCUAGUAAAUGAAGUGGGAGGAAUAUUUGGCAUCUUAGAAUCACAUGUGCCACUUCUGAAGAAACACUUUCACCUUGUUACCAUGAAGGAGUUUCUUGAAAACAAAGCCUGUCUUAGUGUAAAAGUCAAAGCUGUUUAUGUAUGGUGGCACAGACCAGUCAUGGAUCGAGAGCUUCUGAAGAGCCUCCCUAACUUAAAAGUGGUUGCCAGUUCAGGUGCAGGAGUGGACCACUUGGACCUGAAGCUGAUUGCAGACUUUGGAGUCAGGACGGCUAAUUGUCCCAACGCUGUCUCCAGCAGCACUGCAGACACUGGAAUAGCCCUGUUGCUGGCAGCUGCUAGAGGGCUCGUUGAGGGUUGCCGGGUGGCUACUUCCCCAGAAACUGAGUACUUCCCUUUGAACAUGUUAGGAGACGAAGUCACUGGGGCUACUCUGGGUAUUGUCGGAAUGGGCAGCAUUGGCUACAAAAUUGCUCAAAGGGCCAGAGCUUUUGAAAUGAAAAUCCUUUAUCACAACAGGAACAGAAGGAAAGAAGAUGAAGAACUGGCUGUGAGCGCCUGCUAUUGUCGGAAGAUGGAAGAUUUGCUCCAGCAGUCUGAUUUUGUGAUGCUUGCUGUCAGUUUAACACCUCAGACAUACAAACUGAUUGGGAAAAAGCAGCUCGAACUGAUGAAACCUACAGCUACCCUCAUAAAUAUCUCUAGAGGAUCAGUUGUAGAUCAAGAUGCACUUGUGGAAGCUCUUCAAACUGGACAUAUUAAGGGUGCCGCUUUGGAUGUCACUUAUCCUGAACCACUGCCCAGGUAAACUUCUAUUUCUCCAGAUGUUUAACCUUUAAAUGGCCACAAGCACUGUGCAGAAGAACACAGGGAAUCAAAGCAGAAUCAGGAACUACAGAUUUCUAUCAUAGCAUGAAACAGGAAG
Messenger RNA from Sphaerodactylus townsendi, 1298 nucleotides. Its product is annotated as putative 2-hydroxyacid dehydrogenase SH0752. NCBI's taxonomy places the organism in Eukaryota, Metazoa, Chordata, Lepidosauria, Squamata, Sphaerodactylidae. The coding region runs from base 348 to 1181 and encodes 277 amino acids. Gene Ontology annotation, cellular component: cytosol. The record is from RefSeq and is a predicted model, not a curated record. The transcript has 5 exons. Gene Ontology annotation, molecular function: glyoxylate reductase (NADPH) activity; hydroxypyruvate reductase [NAD(P)H] activity; NAD binding.